AUGCAGGCUCACGCUGAUGAGAAGUGGUGGGUUUAUCAAAACGAAGGCACUUCUGGUUUGUACAAGGGGUUCUCAGCAGCUCUAGUGCGACAGGGUCUAUAUAGGGGCCUAGUUUUUGCACUAUACGAACCCUUGAGAGACGAGACAUGCAAACUACUCGGCGAAGAUAAAUCAUCAGCGUCCCUGAAAGUGAAGAUUCUCGCAGGAGGAGUCGGUGGUAUUCUCGGCUCAGCGUUGAUCAACCCCGUAGAUGUUAUAAAGGUCAGAAUGCAAGGCGAUUUGAAACUGGGAGCUGAAAGGCGUUAUCGAAACGUUUUUGACGGACUUUUCAAAAUGUAUAAAAGCGAAGGCAUGCGGGGAAUCAGUGUUGGGGUCAUCCCGAAUAUGCAACGUGCAUUUUUGGUGAACGCGGCUGAGUUGGCGACCUAUGAUCAAUGCAAAGAAGAAAUCGUUAAAGUUUUCGGCGAUAAUACGUUCAGUUAUUUCGUUUCUUCGAUGAUCGCUGGUCUCGUCGCAGCCGUUGUGAGCACACCUGUUGACGUAGCGAAGACUCGUCUCAUGAACCAAGAUCUUACGAAGGGAAGAGUGUACCGUGGCUUGACCGAUUGCUUAUUGAAGACGGUGAAGUCGGAAGGUCUAUUUGCCGUAUAUAAAGGCUUCAUCCCGAACUGGGUCGGUCUCUCUCUCCCCUUCCUCGCGUGCCUUGGAAUUGUUCAGCCGAAUUUUCAAUAA
Perkinsus marinus ATCC 50983 is the source of this 732-nucleotide messenger RNA. Its product is annotated as oxoglutarate/malate translocator protein, putative. Gene Ontology annotation, biological process: transmembrane transport. The record is from RefSeq and is a predicted model, not a curated record. Lineage: Eukaryota; Perkinsozoa; Perkinsida; Perkinsidae. The transcript has 8 exons. Bases 1 to 732 code for a protein of 243 amino acids.